Messenger RNA from Fraxinus pennsylvanica, 714 nucleotides. Lineage: Eukaryota; Viridiplantae; Streptophyta; Magnoliopsida; Lamiales; Oleaceae. The record is from the annotation of a GenBank genome assembly.
AUGGCUACAACAGCAAUAGCUACACCUAUGUUUUCUUUUGGAUUGAGAAUUUUUACUCCACUUCGAUCGAUUCGAUCAACAACCGUUCAUUUCUCACCACUCACCAAGAAACAAGAAUCAUCAAUUAACCUCAGUUCUUCACGCUGUGUUUCUGGGUUUGCCCCACUCGUUGUUAACAGAACUUUCAAUUUUGCGUCACCCAUUGGAAGAAAUUCACAGCCAGUCACUGUAGUCUGCGCUAAAGGCUACAAAAUGAAGACCCACAAGGCUUCGGCGAAGCGAUUUCGGGUUACCGGCAGUGGGAAGAUAAUGAGGAGGAGAGCAGGGAAGCAACAUUUGCUGGGAAAGAAGAAUACUAAGAGGAAAUUGAGACUCUCCAAAGUGGUACAAGUUGAUCGGAGUGACUAUAACAACGUGAUAGGUGCUUUGCCGUAUCUCAAAGAAAAACUCUCCAUCGCUAGACUCAAUGGAGAAGUCGAUAUCGCAACGUGCCUUCUCGGGACCAUCGUCGUCGCGCUUUCCACACAACUGCAGAGCCCGAGAAUACCGUUGCCAUAUGGAAUCGACGGCGGCACCGAGAUCUACCGUAGCGUUUUGUGCGAAGUGGUGUACUUGAAGGCGUCGCCGCUGCGCGCAAAUCGCGGUUGCAGAAGUGCAAGUCCAUCCUUUAUAGAGAAGGUGAAGUUAAUCGUAUGUGGCAUAAUUGCACAUUAG